AGCCUUUGAUAGUUAACAUUAACGACAGGAUCCAGAGAAAAGGCGAUGUUUCACAUCGCCUUGUGAAUCAGAUUUCAACAAUGCAAAAUCAAACAGAGAAGUAUGAAUCCGCUCCAUCACGUCAUCUUCCUCCCAUACCAGCUUCAUAUGUACCUUCCCGAGCCAUUGCAAAGAUUCCAGGGAAUUCAUCUAUCGAAGAAAUUCUCGAGAUUCUAGAAAGGGACGGUGUUGUCAUCGUCAAAGACUUCGUUUCUUCGGAUGUUUGCGAUAAAAUUGAUGAAGAUCUCGAGCCAUACCAAAAACAAGCGAUUGCCGAAAGCGAUUCCUACGACAAUUUCAUUGGCAGAAAAACGCUGGUGAUAGCCGGUCUAGUUUCCAAAUCUGAUACCGUUGCUAACAUCCUCGAUACCAACGAGACAAUUGAAAGAUUGCUGAGGAUAAUUCUAGAAGCGAGAUAUCCUGCAGUUUACGAGCAUCAAAUCGAGGAUACUGUUGUUGAGCCGCUUUUAAGUAUUGCCAUGGCCUUUUACGUUUCCCAUGACUCUCCUCGUCAGGCAUUGCAUAGGGAUGAUAUGAUCUUCCAUUCUAAGCAUAAGCGAGAUAUGCCACUCAACGAAAAUGACGGGUUCAGUUGCUUCAUAGCCGGAAGCAAUAUCACACGUGAAACUGGAGGGACAAUGAUGAUCCCUGGCUCUCAUAAGUGGGAGCAAGAAAGGGCUGGUAGACCUGACGAGGUUUGCUUUCUUGAGAUGGAACGGGGCUCUGCUUGCUUAUUUGUGAGCAGCAUAGCGCAUGGUGCUGGUUUCAACACUGUGCCCGGCUUUGUUCGGAAGAUAAUCAACCUUGUGUUUUGUCGUGGGACACUGCGUACUGAGGAGAAUCAAUUCCUAUGUAAUCCUCGGAGCAAGGUUCUGGAAAUGAGCCCCAAGAUGCAGUCUUUACUGGGGUUCAAGAAGCCUUCGGGUAAUUGGCUCGGUCUUGUGGAAAAUGAAGAUCCAACCAAGAACUUGGCUGCUGUCUACGAGAAGAUGCUUGCAUAGGUGUAUACCGGGUGGAACACAUCAGGAAUGUGUGAAAUAGUUCUUCUUAUUUGACAAUUUACAGUACAUGCCUAUGGUACUGCAGAAUGUGAUACUUCGUUGAAUUCCUCUUUGAUAGCUUCCGCGAAUAGUCGGACGCCGGUGUACAGCAAUGCUUCAUCUGCGGUAGCAAAGGUGAGCCUGAAGUUCAAGCCUUGAUUUCCGUAGGUGUUUGCUUCAAACAUAGACCCAUUUGUAACUUGUACCCCUUUCUCGAAAGCGUUUGCCUGUAUCCUGUUCUCAAUACAUAACCUAGAGUCUUCACUCUCAG
Messenger RNA from Pseudovirgaria hyperparasitica, 1350 nucleotides. RefSeq lists its product as uncharacterized. The transcript has 3 exons. NCBI's taxonomy places the organism in Eukaryota, Fungi, Ascomycota, Dothideomycetes, Acrospermales, Acrospermaceae. The record is from RefSeq and is a predicted model, not a curated record. The coding region runs from base 81 to 1040 and encodes 319 amino acids.